AUGGCGCCACAAACCCAGGCUCUAGGCUGGAUCUGGCCCAAAGAUCCUCGACCAGGAAACCCAUCUAGCUGGCCACGACGCUGGCGCUUCCAUGAUGUCCUCACGAACAAGGGACCCGAUAUCUACGUCGGUGUUAUUGGCGAAAAGACAAAGUCCUCGUCUUCCAGAUCUGGAUCGUCGUCUCUAGCGGGAGGAUUGACACCCUCAACGACGCCAUCUACCCGAAGCAAACAAUCACCACAAAGAACGAACUGGGAUCGGUGGGAAGAUAUCAUUUCACCCAAAUCCCUUAGUUCGGCUUCCGCCUCUUCUACCUCUUCUUCCUGGGCUACCACUUCCAUUUCAACUUUGACUUCGACUUCGACUUCGACUUCGACUUCGACUUCGACUUCGGGCCGGGAUAGUUCCAAACCCAAAUCCAAGCCUAAUAUUGAAGUACCCUGGGCCCGUCGAGAUGUUGACGAGCGCUACGAUUACCGUCAACGGAAGUAUACUGUUCCGGACCUGGGGACGUGGAGUCGUGUGGAGUAUUGCACGGCACGAGGGAAGGGGGGAUUGGUGCGUCAUAAGAAAGGGACGGAGAAGCAUUAUGUGCCGAGGCGGUAUUGGGAUCAGAAUGGGAAUGAGUAUCCGGCCAAUUAUUGGCAUGAUAUCAUUUAUGGGGAGCAUGAUGAUCACGAAUUUGUGGAUGAGGAGUGA
Penicillium longicatenatum is the source of this 699-nucleotide messenger RNA. RefSeq lists its product as uncharacterized. Lineage: Eukaryota; Fungi; Ascomycota; Eurotiomycetes; Eurotiales; Aspergillaceae. The record is from RefSeq and is a predicted model, not a curated record. The coding region runs from base 1 to 699 and encodes 232 amino acids. The transcript has a single exon.